Messenger RNA from Heterobasidion irregulare TC 32-1, 2135 nucleotides. RefSeq lists its product as uncharacterized. NCBI's taxonomy places the organism in Eukaryota, Fungi, Basidiomycota, Agaricomycetes, Russulales, Bondarzewiaceae. The transcript has 5 exons. The record is from RefSeq and is a predicted model, not a curated record. Gene Ontology annotation, biological process: intracellular protein transport; retrograde transport, endosome to Golgi. Gene Ontology annotation, molecular function: phosphatidylinositol-3-phosphate binding. Bases 1 to 2043 code for a protein of 680 amino acids. Gene Ontology annotation, cellular component: endosome; retromer, tubulation complex.
AUGAUGUACGAUCCUCUCGUCUCUGGCUUCGCCGACGACAGAGGCGACGGCGCAGUCACCCCCCCAUGGCCGACCACCCCGCACCCGCCCAACUCCCCCGUCCCCAAUCUGCGUCGCGCACCCUCCCCGCUCCCUCGAACACCGGACAAACUGACCACCUCGGGCCUCUAUGGCAAGGAACCACAAAUAUACGGGCAGCCCGAGCCUGGCCUCAUAUCCCCCCGCCAGAACGUCAGCUCCAACGGCGUGAGCUACGAGAAGCCUGAACCUUACCUCAAGGUCAGGAUCACGGGGCUCGACAGGAACAGGCGGGAUAUCCUCGUCAAGCUCGAUGCACAGGCGAGUACUACACGCCCGCUCCCGUUCUCGCGCGAGCGACGCCGUCGUUUUGGCUUCUACGACACGAUCAUACACAACAACCCCCAGACCAUUGUUCCCGCCCUCCCCCUCGCCCAGACCUCCGCACCGACAGACGAGGAGGACGACCGGCUUGUUCGCAUCAUGCUCCAGCGCUGGCUGUCGCGUGUCUGCAACGACCCCAUACUACUCCACGAUGAGGAAUUGCGCUCAUUCAUCGAAAGCGACUUCGGCUACCAGCCGACACCGCGCCCGAGGCGAAAGACGUCGUCCGGAUUUGGGCUCAUCCGGCGUCACGUCCCCGACGAGGACGAGGAGCUACAGCGCGCCCGGUUCGAGCUGACGAGGCUGGAGGGCCAGUUUUUUGACGCGGCCAAGGCGCUCGACAAGGUGUCCAAGUCGCGAAAAACUUUGGCUCUCGCCCACGCCGAAAUGGGCAACAAGCUGGUCAAUAUCGCGACGACGGAGACACAUCCGCCCAUUGGGAGCGCGAUGCGCAAGCUUGGCCGAACAUGGCACAGCCUCGCUGACCUCGACCAGGCGCAGGCUAUCAGUGAAUGCGUCAUUCUGAGCGACUCCCUCGGCUAUCAGGGUCUCAACGCUCGAUCAGCCAAAGAAACACUCCAACAGCGGACGGCUGUCUUGGAGGAGUAUCAAUCUGCUGUCAAGUCGGCGAUAUCGAAGCGGCGGCACAUUGAACGACUAAAGGCGAGUGCCAAUAUUCGGCCGGAGAAGGUCGAUGAGGCGUUGGAAGACAUGGAAGAGGCGAAUAAAUAUGAGCAAAUCCUUGCCCGGCGUGCAGAGGGCAUCUCCCAAAACCUACACCGCUCUCUGCAAAUGCACAAACAGUUGGUGACUGACGACAUUACAACGGCGCUGAUCGAGCAUACACGAUCUGCUAUUAUGUACGAGCGCCAGCUCUUGCGCGAGCUGGAGUCGCUCCGACCCGACAUCAACAAUGCCAACGCGAAAGCGCCACCUAAGCCGAAUGGCGUGCCCCGGCCGCUGAUCGUCCCUCCACUGGAAGACUAUAGCGCCAAGCCGCAGCCCCGCAUUGACCCUGCCCCUGCCCCUGCCCCGUCGACCUCGGACCGUACCCGUACCGCCAGCCCAUUCUCGCCGGGGGCAACCGGCCUGCCCUCCGGCGUCGCGUCGCCCUACCUCUCGGGGCGCUCAAGCUUGAGCUCAACCCCACUUCCACCACAAUCCCCCGGCGCCGGGUCGUCCAAAUUCUUCGUUUCAUCACAGCCCCAACAGCAGCAGCAGCAGCCACCGCUACAGCGACCAGCGUUUGCGGCGCCCCCGACAGCUUCGGGUAUUGCCCCCUCGCCCACUCCUAUACGCAGCACUGAACCGCCGCUCGGCGGUCGCUUCGUGGACGGAACCAAGUCCAUGUUUGUCAAACCCACCAUGUCGUCCCCGUCCGCGCCCUCCGGCCCUCAGUCGGCCUCAGCACAGGGCCCGCCUUUGCCGGACGACCCGCUCUCCAGACCUGGGGCCAUGGCAUCCCCGCUGGCGGAUUUUGUCCCGCGACCCGCGACGUCGAACGGAAUGACAUCGCAUUCGGACGGGCUUGACCCGCUAGGACAGGCGCGGCCGACUUUUAUGUCUGCGUCGAUGCGGGUACCGACUCGGCCGAGAUUGGAUGCUAGGGAGGCGGCCAGCAAACUUGCCAAUAUGUUUUAAGAUAUCUUUGGUAUUUAGUACAUGCAGAUCGCGUACAUUUCGGACUGGUUUCUGGAGCAAAGGAAUAUCAUGUUUGUUGUGUUUUAAUGUGG